CCGCGAGAAAAAAACGAUAUAAAUAUACUUUCUGACGCUUGAUUUUACAGUAAAAACGAUAACUGGAGUAACAAGGCGAAGACUUUGGAACGGCUUCCAUGGGAAAUGUUUGUAAUGAUCAUCCUGGACCAAAACUAAAAAGGCAGUUAGAGAGAUAUGAAGAAAUUAGGGAGGGUAAGAAAUAACGGAAACGAACACAACCAAACUGGGACAAUAACAGUAACCGUCUAUAUAUGUCUGUCUGGAGCUGUCGCUGUAUUUAUGAGCCCUGAGCAGUGCGGUCUGGAGAGGCUGUGCUUUCUGCAGUUAGCCGAGAAGCUAACGGUUCAGCUCGGGUCAUUCAUCGUUGCGAGACGCUACCGCUGCAAACAACACGCCUGCGCCGUUUAAUCAUUCUCAUUCACCGAUAAUGUAGCACUUUACCGGUAAAUGAUCGGGUAAAUAUGUAUUUAGGCAUGGUAAACAUUUAAGCACUAAUAUAUUCUUAUUUAAAAGAACAAAACGGGUCAUUCUCAAGGCCACGGAUGGAACCGGGGCCUCAGCGUGAGAACCCCCCCGGGUCCGGGGAGCCUGAGUCCGGGGAGUGGAGUGAGCAGAGCGCCGCGGUGGACAGCGGGGAGAGGGAUGACACCCUGAAAAACAGAAGCGGGGAUGGAGGAAACGAGGAAAUCACGAGCAAAACCGAGAACACCGUGGUGGCGGAGAAAGAUAAGGCUGAGUUUGAUGAAGAUGAGGAGCAAUAUGAGGAAGAGCUGGACCCCAGGAUUCAGGAGGAGCUGGAGCACUUGAAUCAGGCCAGUGAUGAGAUCAACCGAGUCGAACUACAGCUGGAUGAAGCGAGAUCCAGCUACAGGAGGAUCCUUACAGACUCGGCACGCAAACUCAACGCUCAGGGCUCUCAGCUGGGAGCCUGCAUUGAGAAAGCCAGACCUUAUUACGAAGCCCGUAGGCUUGCUAAAGAGGCUCAACAGGAGACCCAGAAGGCAGCGCUGAGGUACGAGAGGGCUGUCUCCAUGCACACGGCUGCCAGAGAGAUGGUUUACGUGGCUGAGCAAGGUUUAUUGGCUGACAGGAACACAUUGGACCCUACCUGGCAAGAGAUGCUAAACCAUGCCACAGCAAAGGUGAACGAGGCAGAAGAGGAGCGUUUGAGGAGCGAGAGGGAGCACCAGCGUGUCACUCAACUUUGUCAGGAAGCAGAAGCACGUGUGCAGACUUUGCAGAAGGCUCUUAAGAGGGUCAUUAUCAAGUCCAAGCCUUAUUUUGAGCUCAAGGCUCAGUUCAACCACAUCUUAGAGGAGCACAAGUCCAAAGUCGUCCUGCUGGAGGAACGAGUGGCGAAGGUGAAAACCCGAUAUUCUGUCGCCCUACGCAACCUUGAGCAAAUCAGCGAGCACAUCCAUGCGCAAAGAGGGCGCAUUCGUGCUGCCAAAGAGCGAAACCGAGCCCGUGGGGGGCGGAGCUCUCCAGUGGGGGCAGAGUCUGAGGGUGUAAUCCAGGCAGGGGCGUAUGGAGGGGUGGUGGCCAAUCCCUUAAUGGAUAAUGACUGGGCCGAUCAGGAGAAAACCAGGCAGUGGGUGGAGAAACACAGGGAGGCAGGGUGGGGCCAGAGAGAGAGGGCAGAGAAGGCGGCGUCAGACUCCAUGUCAGUCUUCAGCCUGCAGACCAUCGCCUCCGACCUGGAGAAGUUCGAUUCUGUGGAGCACUUGGGCAAUCUUAGUGACAUCGGAAGUAUAAUAGGUGAGGAGAAAGAGGCAGAGAGCGAAAGAGGAUUUAGGGUCAAUGAUAGAAUAGUAGAGAGAGAGGUGUUGAACCUCUCGAGACAGGUCACAGAGAACGGUGCCUCAGGGACGGACAGACAGCAGAGAGAUAGAGAGCGAGAGAGCUUUGUGAAGCAGCACCACAGAAGUGUUAGUUUGUGAGGAAACAAGAAAUUAGAGUUGCCUGUUACUCCACUCCAUUGUUGGAGGGCUAAAGCUUGCCUGCAGGCUUCAAGGAGAGACUCUCAACUGACUACAAGUGAAUCAGACUGAAAACACUGCAUUCUCUUAAAGGGAUAGUUUAGCCAAAAAUGAAAAUUCUGUCACUCACCCUUAUGUUGUUCUAAACCCGUAAGACCUUUGUUGAUCUUUGGAACACAAAUUAGGAUUUUUUUUUGAUGAAAUCUGAGAGCUUUCUGACCCUCCAACGAAACUGAAAUUUUAGUCCCAGAAAGGUCAUUGUAAAAAUAGUCCAUGUGACAUCAGUGGUUCAUCCACAAUUUACAAUGCUACGAGAAUACUUUUUGUGUGCAAAGAAAACAAAAGUAACUCUGAGUUACCGUCAUCUGGCUUUUAUCGAAAGUACCAUGAUGCGUGAGUGUGCGUUCCUCUGCACGUGAUUAACGCAUGUGGUACUCUCUAUAAUGGCAGAAGAUAGUAACUCGGGGGAGAAGAAUUGUUAAAUAAAGUCAUUGUUUUGUUUUCUUUGUGCACAAAAACUAUUCUCAUAGACUCGUAAAACUGAAGUCAAGCCACUGAUGUCACAUGGACUGUUUUUUAUCGAUGUCCUUACUACAUUUCUGGGUCUAAGAACAUUUCAGUUGUGUUGCUGUCUAUGCAGGGUCAGAAAGCUCUCGGAUUUCAUCAAAAAUAUCUUAAUUUGUGUUCUGAAGAUAAAAUAAGGUCUUACAGGUUUGUAAUGACAUGAGGAUGAGUAAUUAACAGAUUUUUCAUUUUUUUGGUGAAUAAUCCUUGUAAAGGUGAAGUGUGUAAUUUCUGUGCCCAUGUGGCACUUAAUGGAAUUGCAAAAACAUACAGGUUUCCCAAAAUACUUUCUGUCAUUGGUUAGACAAUCUGCCCCCAAACUUAUGGCCAGUGCUGCCACAUCAGGCUUGUCUGGAUUCUCUGGGGGAAGUUGUGGCCUAGUGGUUAAAGAGUUUGACUCCUAACCCUAGGGUUGUGGGUUCGAAUCCCAGGCCGGCAAUACCAUGACUUAGGUGCCC
Messenger RNA from Carassius carassius (crucian carp), 2983 nucleotides. RefSeq names its product SH3-binding domain protein 5-like, b (gene sh3bp5lb). The record is from RefSeq and is a predicted model, not a curated record. The coding region runs from base 525 to 1922 and encodes 465 amino acids. Gene Ontology annotation, biological process: intracellular signal transduction; negative regulation of protein tyrosine kinase activity. The transcript has 6 exons. Lineage: Eukaryota; Metazoa; Chordata; Actinopteri; Cypriniformes; Cyprinidae. Gene Ontology annotation, cellular component: cytoplasm. Gene Ontology annotation, molecular function: protein kinase inhibitor activity.